UUGUCAUACAUACUCGAACAAAUCCUCUGUCUCGCCACACUCCAUAAAGUACCAAAACAAGAAUCUUUAUCCCUUUCCUCCCUAUUUAUUUCUCUCUCUCUCUCUCUCUUCAAAAGUCAAGCUAUCGAAAAAUCUUGAUACCAAGUUUCCGAACGAACAGUAGUACGGUGUUGUUCUUAAUUUAUCUGCACCCCACGAAAAUUGCAGAAACAAAUGGGAGGUAGUAGUGAAGUGGGUUGCUCAAGUUCGAAUCUUUGGUUGGCGGAAGAUCCGAGCAAAAGAUGGGGCGAAAUAUUCUUUCUUCUCUACACUCCCUUUUGGCUCACUCUCUGCCUUGGCAUUGUUGUUCCCUACAAACUCUAUGAGAAUUUCACGGAGUGGGAGUAUUUGGUUCUCGGACUUGUUUCAGCACUCCCUGCUUUCAUUUUACCUAUGAUUUUUGUUGGCAAGGUGGAUAGCGCCAAACCUUUGAAGGAUCGGUAUUGGGUCAAAGCUAAUCUGUGGAUCAUACUUUUCAGUUACGUCGGAAAUUACUUUUGGACCCACUAUUUUUUCACAGUCUUGGGUGCCUCGUAUACAUUUCCAUCGUGGAAGAUGAAUAAUGUACCGCACACAACUUUCCUUCUCACACACGUGUGCUUCUUGUUUUAUCACGUUGCAUCAAAUAUGACACUUCGAAGAAUCCAGCAUUCUAUCGCACACUUGCCAGAGAAAACUCAAUGGCUAUUUAAAUCUGCCUGGAUACUCGCUUUUUCGUACUUUAUUGCGUAUCUCGAGACUGUAGCUAUUUCUAAUUUUCCCUAUUACGAAUUUGUGGACCGAGCUUCCAUGUACAAAGUUGGCUGCUUGUUUUACGCAAUUUAUUUCUUUGUUAGCUUCCCAAUGUUUUUGAGAAUUGACGAGGAAGGUGGCGAUAAAUGGGACUUGCAGAGAGUGGCGGUUGAUGCAUUAGGAGCGGCAAUGCUUGUAACGAUUAUACUCGACUUAUGGCGUAUUUUUCUCGGUCCAAUUGUUCCGGUUUCAGAAUCCAAACAAUGCCUUGAACCAGGGCUACCAUGGUUUUCAGUAAGUGCCGCCGCGUAGCCUGAAAAAAACGGAACAUUCAUCGGUUGUUGUACUAUGUGUUUGGACAUGUAUUCUAUUUAGCUCCUCCUUGUAUCUCUUUUGUGUAUUAUUAAGGACAUCUCAUUAAAUUAUGGAAAUAUAUUUUUCCUUUUCAA
This is a messenger RNA of Erythranthe guttata (spotted monkey flower), 1220 nucleotides long. It is a transcript of the gene CPI1, whose product is annotated as cyclopropyl isomerase. The record is from RefSeq and is a predicted model, not a curated record. Lineage: Eukaryota; Viridiplantae; Streptophyta; Magnoliopsida; Lamiales; Phrymaceae. Gene Ontology annotation, molecular function: cycloeucalenol cycloisomerase activity.